Messenger RNA from Panicum hallii, 501 nucleotides. Its product is annotated as mucin-7-like. The transcript is spliced from 2 exons. Lineage: Eukaryota; Viridiplantae; Streptophyta; Magnoliopsida; Poales; Poaceae. The record is from RefSeq and is a predicted model, not a curated record. The coding region runs from base 1 to 501 and encodes 166 amino acids.
AUGCGCGCAGCACCCCCUCCUCCUCCUUGUUCGGCCUCGGCCUUCCGACGCCUCCCUCCCCGCCCGCAGCCACUCCCCAACACAUGCCUCUAUCCGCCGCUGCCGCUCUCCGCCGCGUCGCCGCCCGCCGCCUCGCGGUGCCUGUCUGUGCCGUGGGUGACCACCCCCGACGCGUCGAGCCCCUCCUGCGCGCCCUGCUUCCGCCCAUUCGCGCUCGUGGCUGAGCCCCCGUCGCCGCCCGCCACGACGCCGCGUCGCGCUCGCGCACCAGCGCGCGUGAGCCACGUCGUGGGCGAGCUCUGGCGCGCCCCCGUGGCGAGUCAAGGCCCGCGGCCGGCCUUGACUCCGCCCGGCUGGUACAUACGGACAGGAAUACCUCCUGCGAUGGUGUUCGGCUCCGGCGUGUGCGCCAAGCGCAUCGUGGUGGACACCGCCACCACAUGCUCAGCCGCCUAUCCUCGAUCAUUGCCAAGGAGCUGCUCAACGACCAAAAGGUCGUAG